Triticum dicoccoides is the source of this 534-nucleotide messenger RNA. Its product is annotated as subtilisin-chymotrypsin inhibitor CI-1A-like. The record is from RefSeq and is a predicted model, not a curated record. Gene Ontology annotation, biological process: response to wounding. Lineage: Eukaryota; Viridiplantae; Streptophyta; Magnoliopsida; Poales; Poaceae. The transcript has 2 exons. Gene Ontology annotation, molecular function: serine-type endopeptidase inhibitor activity. The coding region runs from base 77 to 370 and encodes 97 amino acids.
CUCCUCAACUUAGUUAACUAUAACUAGUAUAAAUGCCACACAAUAAGUUGAUGCUAUAUCAUCAACUUCUCCUUGCAUGUCUAGAACAUUCAAUCAGUACUUCUGUUCAUUGAAGAACAUGAGUUCCAUGGAGGGAAGCACUGGGAAGUUUCCAGAGCCUGCAGGAGGGGGCACCGGAGCCAGCAGUGUGAAGACGUCGUGGCCAGAGGUCGUCGGGAUGUCUGUUGAGAAGGCCAAGGAGAUCAUACUCAGGGACAAGCCUGAUGCUGAGAUAGAGGUCCUGCCAGUCGAUGCGUGGGUGACCCAGGACUUAAGGCCCGACCGUGUCCAAAUCUUCGUCGCUGUUGCCGACACCCCUACGGUUGGUUAGCUAGCUUAUCAGGCAUGAAUCAUUCAUAAUUAUGUAACAGAGAAUAAAGAUAUCUGGCGCAUCGGGGAUGUACUUUCUCUUAGAUAAUCAUUUAAAUGAAGGAAUAAAGGCAUACUGGGCAUGAGCGAAUCAUGCCCAAGUUCAGCCUUCAGUGUAUUCAUCCA